UAUUUUCCCAAAAUUAAACAAACUCUCAUCUUUAAAAGCCCACUGGCAAAGUCUUUCAUUCCAAGCAAAGAACAGUUAAACAAAACAAAACAAAACACCUUAAAACCCAGACAAAUAAAUUCAACAUGAACAUGAAGAAGGUGACUUGUGCUGUUCUUUUUGUUGCUGCCUCAAUGAGUGCAGCAAUGGCUGCCGUAGAGGUUCCCGCCGCUGCCCCUGCACCUGGCCCAAGCAGUGAUGCCUCAGCUUCUAUUCCCAUUGUUGGAUCCUUGGUUGGUGCCACUCUUGUGUCUUUCUUUGCUUUGUUCCACUAAGCUAUGUACAAAUAUGUCACAUGGCUAAAGGGAGAGUUAUAUGAAGAAUGAUGUAACUCAAGGAAAAAUAUCUAUUAUAAGUAUUAUAUAAUGAUGAUGCAAAUUGAUUAGUUAUGUAUAAUUGUGGUUUCUCUAUUCAAUAAAAUAUCAAUUUGUUUC
Molecule: messenger RNA, 473 nt
Organism: Lathyrus oleraceus (garden pea)
Lineage: Eukaryota; Viridiplantae; Streptophyta; Magnoliopsida; Fabales; Fabaceae
Product: arabinogalactan protein 23
Exons: 1
Coding region: 126-314 (62 amino acids)
Source: RefSeq, a predicted model, not a curated record